Messenger RNA from Macrosiphum euphorbiae (potato aphid), 453 nucleotides. NCBI's taxonomy places the organism in Eukaryota, Metazoa, Arthropoda, Insecta, Hemiptera, Aphididae. The record is from the annotation of a GenBank genome assembly.
AUGAGACCUCAUGACGGGGACAAUUUCAAUAGCGCUAGUGUCUCGGAGUUGAUUUCGAUCAAUAUUCGAAAAUUUUGCUACCCGACCCGCCGUCGCAGCGCUAGUGUUCUCCGAUACGAAACAUUACGCAACAUCGAUACGAAACGUUGCGCUUCUCCGUUACAAAACGUUACGGAACGUUACGAAACGUUACGCAACAUCGAUACGAAACGUUGCGCUUCUCCGUUACGAAACGUUACGCAACAUCGAUACGAAACGUUGCGCUUCUCCGUUACGAAACGUUACGCAACAUCGAUACGAAACGUUGCGCUUCUCCGUUACGAAACGUUACGAAACGUUACGCAUCUCCGAUACGAAACGUUACAAAACGUUACGAAACGUUACGCAUCUCCGAUACGAAACGUUACGAAACGUUACGAAACGUUACGAAACAUCCGUAGUGUUCAGCGCUAG